Gloeophyllum trabeum ATCC 11539 is the source of this 1479-nucleotide messenger RNA. RefSeq lists its product as uncharacterized. The record is from RefSeq and is a predicted model, not a curated record. Lineage: Eukaryota; Fungi; Basidiomycota; Agaricomycetes; Gloeophyllales; Gloeophyllaceae. The coding region runs from base 1 to 1479 and encodes 492 amino acids. The transcript has a single exon.
AUGAUGGGAAUACUCCACGUCAAUAAACCAAGCGCAGUCGAAGCUUUCAGGGUGGCGCUGGGUCAUCUGAAUCGCAUCCGUUCCUUAGAUGUAUUCGCCGAGUUCUACACCAACCCCAAGUGGUUUAUGAAGUUGAAGGACCAAGACCUUCCUGAACUGAAGUUCCUUACUCUGUCGAAAAAAGACCAUCACUACAGAGAUGAUAUAUAUCUGCCAUGGAUAUCGAAAAUAGGAGCUCCACAGCUUCAAGGAUUAGAUGUCCAGUAUUUCGCUUUCAAAAGCUACCAGAAGUUCCUCCUUCCCUCGUUGACGUCUCUGUCUAUAUCGGGAGGCCGUUUCCCGCCUCUGCAACUGCUCUCUGUCCUCCGCGAUCUUCCAUAUCUACGGCAAUUAUCCCUUACUGCCGUCCUUCGAUACAGCUCGCUUGAAGAUGGGCGACUCCUGGACAGUCCGAAAGACAUAGUCCACAUGGCCCAUGUUCAGCAUCUGUCCUUACGAGGCACUAUUCUUGUCACCUCCAUUAUCUUGGCAAAUCUAUCGCUUCCAGUUGUAACAGACGUUGAGAUCAUUUUGGAGAGUCUAGACUGCACCCUUCACGAACACUUUAAGCAGAAGAACACCCUCCAGCUCUCCCAAGUGUUGGUGCCGAUCAUGUCACUGUUGUCCACAAUCGUGCCUCCCACAUCCGUGACAAAGCUCGCUUUCACGCAGGGAAAGAGGGAAGGGCGUCGGAAUCAGAGAUAUUCCUAUCAGGAUGUCGUUGGAUGGGGCAUGCGCACUAUAUCACCAAUGGAUGAGCAAUCAUCCCGAUUUCUCCUGUCCGUACUCGACUCCCAAUACGCCUUACACCCCUCAAGGGAUGCGGAAGAAAUGUUAGGAGUCGUACUGCCCACUUUAGCAGCAGUAGACUUGGAGUAUCUUCAAGUUGGAGCUCACAUAACCUCGGCAAAAUGGAAGGAAUGGUUUGGACAAUGCAACCAUGUGACUAGACUUUCGGUUACUGGCCCUGACGAUCAGUUUCUCGAUGCCCUACACCCUGAGAAAGCUGGCAUUGACGGCUCGGACGAUAUGCCAAAGGUUGAGGGGAACAACGUCGGGGAGGGCACCAUGCUCUUUCCUCGCUUAAAAUGCCUUAGGCUAGAAGAGGACUCUUGCGAAUUGUACACAAGGGAGCUACUAGACAAACUCGUGUCCGCUCUACGGUCGCGAAAGUCUGAGGGUUGCGGCCUGGCCAAUCUUGACGUUCGUGGUGUACGAGAAUGGUCGGAGGACCUCAGGGCGUCAUUAAAGAGGACUGCAGAGAUGGUGACUUUGCGACCACCGGCGGAGGUCCACGCUGAGAAGGACAUCGGAGAGUUCGAGGCAGAGAAGCCUAAUGGUGCGGACAGGGGGUGUCAGAAACAUGACAAGGAGGAUGUAGUUGGAGACGAAUCAUCAGACGAAGAAGAUGAUGACGACGACAGGCAUUCUUAUUGGUAA